Messenger RNA from Desarmillaria tabescens, 1977 nucleotides. Its product is annotated as kinase-like protein. Gene Ontology annotation, cellular component: cytoplasm; nucleus. Gene Ontology annotation, biological process: peptidyl-serine phosphorylation; endocytosis; signal transduction. Bases 185 to 1789 code for a protein of 534 amino acids. Lineage: Eukaryota; Fungi; Basidiomycota; Agaricomycetes; Agaricales; Physalacriaceae. Gene Ontology annotation, molecular function: protein serine/threonine kinase activity; ATP binding. The transcript is spliced from 8 exons. The record is from RefSeq and is a predicted model, not a curated record.
UUGUGGGCGACGUCGGUGCGACACAAUAGGAGACGGCCGGCAGUGCCACGUGGUGAAACGGGAUACUCUAUAUAGAAAAUUCAGGUCCUGUGUGGUUCUUUCCUUUUACUUUCCACUGGGCUUGCUCCCAGCCAUACCCUUCUCUUUCUCUUCCCGCUCACUAUUACUGUCUACAUAGUCCACCAUGGCUACACCCCAUGUCAUCGCAUCUUCGUCUCCGCACCCUUCACAGUCCUCCACGUCGAAUGGAAUUGUUGGAAGCCACUAUCGGGUUGGAAAGAAAAUUGGGGAAGGAUCUUUUGGUGUCGUGUUCGAAGGCACCAAGAUGCUCUCUAACACCCCCGUCGCCAUUAAAUUCGAACCUCGUAAGUCCGACGCCCCACAACUUCGAGACGAAUUCAGGUCGUACAGAACCCUGAAUGGCACUCCUGGUGUUCCACAAGUGCAUCAUUUCGGUCAAGAGGGUCUUCACAAUGUUUUGGUCAUCGACCUCCUUGGGCCGAACUUGGAGGAUCUUUUUGAUAUGUGCGGUCGCAAGUUCUCCAUCAAGACAGUUUGUAUGGCAGCGAAACAAAUGGUUACUCGCGUGCAGGCCAUUCACGAGAAGUCUUUAAUCUAUCGCGAUAUCAAACCAGACAACUUCUUGAUCGGUGUGCCGGGUACCAAGACAGCUAAUACCAUCCAUGUUAUCGACUUCGGCAUGGCAAAACAUUAUAGAGAUCCAAAGACGAAGGUGCAUAUACCUUACAGGGAACGAAAGUCACUGUCUGGCACCGCGCGAUACAUGUCAAUCAAUACUCAUCUCGGGCGCGAACAGUCAAGACGCGACGAUCUUGAAUCGCUUGGCCAUGUAUUUAUGUACUUUUUGCGGGGUGGUCUCCCAUGGCAAGGUCUAAGGGCGGCAACUAACAAACAAAAAUACGAAAAGAUCGGGGAAAAGAAGCAGACAACGGCCAUUACGGAGCUUUGUGAGGGAUUCCCUGAGGAGUUCGCCAUUUACAUGAACUAUGUCAGGAAACUUGGGUUCGAGGAGACUCCCGACUACGAUUUCCUGCGGGAACUUUUCACCAAGGUCUUGAAGACCUUGGGUGAGCCUGAGGAUGGCGUGUUCGAUUGGAUGCUUCUCAAUAACGGUAAAGGCUGGGAGGCUAGCAACUCGAGCUCGCACCACCUUGCUCAAGCUCAUGCUAAUGCAGCGUCUCCUCAUGCUCAUCGCGAACAUCGGCGAGACCGUGACCACGGUCACCGACGAUCGCGUCAAAAUGCGGACCCCAGUUCUACAUCACCUCUUGUCCUUAGUCCGGCACCAGCGCAUGUCAAGAGCAGUAGCCGGCGACCUCCUGCUCAAGAGAGAACGAACUCAGCUCGUGAUAUUGGUAGUGUUCAGCCUCUUGCCCCAACAAGUCGACGGACUAGCCAGCAGCAGCGGGAAGCAAGUGCUCUGGCAAGCGUCGGUAUUCCCCCUCAUCCUUAUGCCGCUGCUCCCAGCCCAAACGGGUAUCGUUCAGGAGCAGGACGCGAGUACGGACGACACUCACCGAACCCGAAUGGACUUGCCAAUCUCCAUCCCAACGGUUCCGAGUCAUUCCUGUACAACCAAGGAAAGAACGGAACUAACUCUCGAGAUGGAACGACAACUGGCGGUACGGGUACGCGAGAUCUGCAUGGACAUACAGGUGCCAGAGGAAUGGCUGUGUACGAUCGCGAUCAGAUGGCAAGAGUUGGAGAGCAAGACGAGGAUAUAGGACGCAAGAAAGGCUUCUUCGCCGUGUUUUGUUGUCGGGCAUGAGACGAACUGCUGCGGGAUGGUUAUUCGUUUCAUGCCCGCGUACGUGCCAUGUGGUAUUUAUGUGUUUGGUACGCUUUGCUUUCUUACCUGCAUACAACGUUUAAUAAUGAUCGUGUAAGGUUAUGGCACUUAGAUGACGAUUACGACUGCUCUAAAACAUAUACACCUAAUAAUUGUUUCGCCAAGUG